AUGUCCAAAUUUGCUCCACAUCGACGUCCUACAAAUGCUCCUAGAGCAAGUUCUAGUACCGUGUGCCAGAAAUGUCUUGGAACAGGCCAUUAUACCUACGAAUGUAAAGGUGCACGUCCAUAUGUUUCCCGGCCAUCGAGAACGCAACAAUUGGAGAACCCGCGUGUAUUGGCUAAGCUCAAGGCUAGUGGAAAGCCAUCGGUCGAAGUCCCCGAGGAGUUCAAGAAGUCUGCUGGGACAGCGAAUCGCUUAUUGGAAGCCAAAGAAAAAGAACGAAGCGGUGUAAGUGAGUCAAAGGGAAAUGGAAAGAAAAGGAAUCGACAGUGCGUCCCGUUUUGUGAUUUGCUUCCUUAA
Molecule: messenger RNA, 354 nt
Organism: Lentinula edodes (shiitake mushroom)
Lineage: Eukaryota; Fungi; Basidiomycota; Agaricomycetes; Agaricales; Omphalotaceae
Product: zinc knuckle-domain-containing protein
Exons: 3
Coding region: 1-354 (117 amino acids)
Molecular function (GO): zinc ion binding; nucleic acid binding
Source: RefSeq, a predicted model, not a curated record